Molecule: messenger RNA, 833 nt
Organism: Saccostrea echinata
Lineage: Eukaryota; Metazoa; Mollusca; Bivalvia; Ostreida; Ostreidae
Exons: 4
Coding region: 1-381 (126 amino acids)
Biological process (GO): cell adhesion
Molecular function (GO): carbohydrate binding
Source: RefSeq, a predicted model, not a curated record
AUGGACCCAAUUUUAAGCGUGGUUGUUCAAAACAUGAGGUCAAGGGGCAUUUGCACAAGCUUCUGCUGUGUGAUUAUAUUUCUCUCUAUAUUUGAUGUUCUUAAAUUGACAACAGCAAGGUGUGAAUCUGGAGAGGUAGACAUGUACCAAUACCCUGACUCUCCUUUCCCAGCCAAUAAGACCAUAGAAUUCAAGAAGCCAUUUACAGCUACACCCUCGGUAAUGUAUGGAAUAACUAUGAUCGACAUAAACUACGCCGAGAAUAAACGAGCUAAAAUCGAACUUUUAGGAUCCAAUGAGACAGCUUUUACUGUGUGGAUGGGGACGAUGCACGACACAAAACUUUACGGUCUGGGCAUGCGUUGGAUGGCCUGUGAUUAAAACGAAAUGAAUCAAGGAGAGACGUGUUGUGAACACUUGAACAUUGGCUUAAGGCCUAGUCCUUUUUUCUUAUUUUAAUUUGAAAUACUGAAGUUUUUUUUUUCAAUUUCUUUACUUACCAAAGAAUCCUCAUGCCCUUCGAAAAUUGUUUUUGCCAAGAUCAAAACUUGCACUUAAAAAUGUUGAGCUUUUCUCCCCUUUGAACAAUCUCAAGAGUAAGUCUGCAACUUUGAUAUUCUUAAGGACACAUCAUACAAAAUAAAAAAAAAUAGAUGCAUGAUUGGUAUAUAUUUUUACACUUAUUUUGGUGAUAAAUGAUGCAUAUUUCAAAUCUCUAAAAUAUCAAGAAAUUGUAAACUUUGUAUGAUGUUAAAAUCUCUUCCUUUUUGCAACACCCUAUAAAUCUAUAUAAUUUUUUAUUACAUGUGUAUUUUUAAAGGCAUAAUGAAAAA